AUUACUAAUCAUUGUACGGUCACAUCGUAUUGAAUUUUAGAUUUUUUCGAGUUGCGUCGCCUUGUUUUUUCGGUUUAUACCAAAAUAAUUACUAAAAUAAAAUACGGUACUAAUUUUGGCGGUCAGAUUUCAAAGGAUCUAAAGACAAUUCUGAUCCUCAGCAAACAUGAAAGCUUUUAAAAUUAAACAAGAACCCAAAAUCAAGAAAGAGUUCUUGCAAGAUAAGUCCGUGCGGCGACAGUACCACCAGCGUUACCGCUCAGAGUGGGAGAAGUUCCCCUCGUUUUCACACUGGCUUCAGCCCAGCCACGAUGGUUACUCAGCUCACUGCAAGAUUUGUGACGUGAAUGUCCUUGCCAGGCUGGCAUCCAUCAAGCAGCAUCAUAUUACACGAAAGCAUCAAGAGGCUAUGAAAUGCAAUGAUUUUUUAUGCAAGAACUUAAUUAAAGAAGAAUUGGAUGCGGUAAUGCAGCUGCCUGAGAAUACAAGAGCUUAUACGACCAAGGGAAGCUCUAAGACGAAGACAAAGCCCAAAGCAAAGCCAAAGAUCAAGACAGAGAAACAUGAAGACCAAGUGGUCGAUGAAGAUCUGGCCUCAAACGAUUCAAUGUUAGACGACUUGCUAGGCGGUGAGCCUCUGGAGACAAAGUACAUUCCAGAGGAUGUUCUAAUGGACGAAAACCUGGAACAGGAGGCACACAUAGAAGAAGAAGUCUAUGAAGAAAUAAACAAUAAGCAGGAACACGAAAUUCACGAUGAGUUUAACGAGGAUCUACUAUCUGAGGAAAACGUGAUUAGCGAAUUCGAUCUGUUCGGCAAGAGCGUUGCACUUCAGCUAAAUAAUAUGAGGCUGGAGGACGCGUUGAUGUGCCAAGAGCGGCUACAAGUGGUACUCACAGAGUUCCGCCUUAAAAUCCUUAAACGCAAGAGAGACGCAAAACGAGGAUUUUAAUCUUACUGUUUAUAUCAAGUGUUGUCUUAUGUACAUUAUCCUUCUAUGUUUUAAAUAAAAUAACUACUCUGCUUCUAUUUCGUCAAUAAA
Molecule: messenger RNA, 1042 nt
Organism: Drosophila bipectinata
Lineage: Eukaryota; Metazoa; Arthropoda; Insecta; Diptera; Drosophilidae
Product: lethal (2) 05714
Source: RefSeq, a predicted model, not a curated record